CCCCCCAGUCCUCGGUGUGUGUUUCACCGAUAAGCGUGUGGCGCAGCACAGCACAGCACAGCACAGUACAGUCAGAAAUAGUCGGUAGGAUGUCCAAAGAGGGCCAACCACGUGAGCCAGAGCAGCUGCGGAAGCUCUUCAUUGGAGGGCUCAGCUUUGAAACCACAGACGAUAGUUUGCGGGCGCAUUUUGAACAAUGGGGCGCCUUAACGGAUUGUGUGGUGAUGAAAGAUCCAAACACCAAACGCUCCAGGGGCUUUGGGUUUGUCACUUAUUGCGGUGUGGGUGAAGUCGAUGCUGCUAUGGAUGCACGUCCCCACAAGGUUGACGGUAGGCUCGUGGAGCCCAAGCGAGCUGUGUCUCGAGAGGACUCCAACAAGCCAUUUGCUCACACAACUGUGAAGAAGAUCUUUGUGGGUGGCAUUAAGGAUGACACUGAGGAGAACCAUCUUCGUGAUUACUUCACAGAGUUUGGCAAACUUGAGGCCAUUGAGAUUAUGGUUGACCACAAGACUGGAAACAAAAGAGGCUUUGCCUUUGUUACGUUUGAUGACCAUGACUCUGUUGAUCGUAUCGUCAUUCAGAAAUACCACACGGUGAAUGGGCACAACUGUGAAGUCAGAAAAGCUCUGUCUAAACAAGAGAUGCAAAACACUGGCAUGAACAUGAGAGGCCGGGGUGGUGGUGGAGGAGGAGGUGGAAACUUCAACAGAUAUGGCAACAAUGGCGGCUACAACAAUGACUUUGGAGGCAGUGGAGGCGGCAACCGUGAUGGAUAUUUUGGAAGAGGAGGCAGAAGUGGUGGAGGUGGCGGUGGUUAUGGAGGCGACUGCUACAACAAUGGAUUUGGCAGCGGCGAUGGUGGUUAUGGUGGCAGUCCUGGUAACUAUGGUGGAAAUCGUGGAUAUGGAGGUGGUAGUGGUGGCGGAGGAGGACAGGGUUAUGGCAACCAGGGCGGUGGUUAUGGUGGCGGUGGCGGUAGCAACAGCGGUGGUAGCUAUAAUGACAAUUACAACAAUGGCAAUGGAAACUUUGGAGGUGGCAACUUUGGAGGUGGUAGUGGCGGCGGUGGAGGUGGUAACUAUGACUUUGGCAGCUAUAACAACCAGCAGUCCAGCUAUGGUCCCAUGAAAGGGAACUUUGGAGGUGGCGGAGGAAGAAACAGUGGCCCAUAUAGUGGUGGCUAUGGUGGUGGAUCUGGUGGUGGAUAUGGAGGCGGCUCUGGUGGUAGACGGUUUUAAGCUCAGAAAGGAUCUGACAAGUGAAAAUCAUCUCUUGAAAUGAAAAGGCAUUUGUCUUUCAAAACUGGUGAAAUGAUAAAGGACCAAAAUGCAGCUGACGAGAUUUUAUUUUUGUUACCGGUUUUAGCUUUUUUUUUUUUUUUUUUACCAAUAAAAAUUUUAAUUCUA
This is a messenger RNA of Sinocyclocheilus anshuiensis, 1409 nucleotides long. Its product is annotated as heterogeneous nuclear ribonucleoprotein A1-like. Bases 90 to 1241 code for a protein of 383 amino acids. The transcript is spliced from 12 exons. NCBI's taxonomy places the organism in Eukaryota, Metazoa, Chordata, Actinopteri, Cypriniformes, Cyprinidae. Gene Ontology annotation, biological process: mRNA splicing, via spliceosome. Gene Ontology annotation, cellular component: catalytic step 2 spliceosome. Gene Ontology annotation, molecular function: mRNA 3'-UTR binding. The record is from RefSeq and is a predicted model, not a curated record.